ACCAGGUUGACUAAGCUCGAUCUGAUAUGUCUUCUCAACAGAUGGUAUUGUUUGCAUAUAUUCUAGGAGCCUUAUCCCUGGUCCUUCACGUUCUAGUCACUGCGCUAGUUACUGGGCCCAGAUACUCGGUUGUUGAACGCCUGGAAAAGAUUCCGGAUGACUGGGUAGAUGUGGGGACGCCUUCCCCGUCGAAGUCGAUCGAACUUCAGCUGGCAGUCCACCCAGAAAGAAUAUCUGAAUUUGAGCAAAGGGUCAUCGAAAUAUCUACUCCAGGGAGCCAGAACUAUGGAUAUCACAUGAGUCGUGACGAAGUCAGGAGCUUUUUAUAUUCGUCUGAUGUAGCUCCGCGGAGGGUUCUCUCUUGGCUUGAAGCCGCGCAUAUACCUGCUACAUCUAUCAGCAAGUAUACAGGCUGGAUUACUUUUACAGUCCCAGUCUCGCAAGCGGAGCAGUUGUUAAAGACACGGUUCUAUAUCUUUGAGCACAAGAAAUCGAAAGCCACCGUCGUCAGGACUCUCAAAUAUUCGGUGCCUAAAGAACUUCGAUCGCUUGUGCAGAUGAUUCAGCCAACCACCCGGUUUGUCCAGCUUAUGCCGCAAGCUGAGCCGCCACUCCUUCAAGCUCUACCCGCCACCCUCAAAGAUCUAGUGGCAGGCUGUUCAUCAAUAGUCACACCUAACUGUCUCCGCGAACUGUAUGGAAUCUCUGAUUCCAAGCCCAAGCCGGACCGUCGUAACAGGCUCGGGGUAUCUGGUUUCCUGGGUCAGUAUGCACGCUAUAGCGACUUUCAUCAGUUCUUGCGCCUUUAUGCACCGAAAAUAACAGACACUAACUACACUGUGGUGUUCAUCAAUGGUGGUCUCAAUUUGCAAGAUUCUUUGGAGGACAGCUCCGAGGCAAGCUUGGACAUCCAGUACGCUGCUGCUCUAGCCGAUAACGCCUUCACAACAUUCUACAGCACCGCCGGGCGUGGCCCGGUUAUACGUGACUUAGGGCCUAAUGGCGCAAGUGAUCCUCAUGAGCCAUACCUUGAACAACUUCGUUAUCUGUUAGACCUCCCAGAUGACGAACUGCCUGCUGUCCUAACUACGUCCUACGGUGAAUUAGAACAGAGCGUGCCAGAAAUUUACGCGAGAGCCACAUGUAACAUGUUUGCUCAGCUUGGAGCGCGCGGAGUCUCUGUGAUCUUUAGCAGCGGCGAUUCGGGCGUUGGGGACUCUUGUAUAACCAAUGACGGGACUAAUCGGACAAGGUUCCAACCGCUUUACCCGGCAUCUUGUCCUUUUGUUACGUCUGUAGGUGGCACCUACGGUAGGGAGCCUGAAAUGGCCAUUGGCUACUCCACAGGCGGCUUUUCAGAAUACUUCCCGCGUCCUUCUUACCAGAAUGGCAGUGUCAAUCAAUAUCUCAGUCAACUGGGGUCCAAAUGGGAAGGGCUCUACAAUCCCAAUGGAAGGGCCAUCCCCGAUGUUGCUGCCCAGGCGGAUCAUUUUAUUAUCAUGGAUCAUGGACAGCUUCUAAACACGGGAGGCACCAGUGCUGCAGCGCCCGUGUUUGCUGGUAUUAUCUCGCGGUUGAAUGCAGCUCGGCUGGAGAACAACAAGCCACGGUUGGGGUUUCUCAACCCUUGGCUCUAUUCUCUCAACCAGACUGGCUUUACAGACAUCGUCGAUGGAGGUUCGGUAGGGUGUUUUGGUGAUGUUGGACGGGAGGUGCCGUAUGCAAGCUGGAAUGCAACGCCCGGGUGGGAUCCCGUCACAGGGCUUGGAACGCCCUACUACAAAGCACUUGUUGGACGGGCUAUGUGCGUAUAA
Messenger RNA from Aspergillus pseudotamarii, 1814 nucleotides. RefSeq names its product S53 family peptidase. The transcript is spliced from 2 exons. The coding region runs from base 27 to 1814 and encodes 595 amino acids. Lineage: Eukaryota; Fungi; Ascomycota; Eurotiomycetes; Eurotiales; Aspergillaceae. The record is from RefSeq and is a predicted model, not a curated record. Gene Ontology annotation, biological process: proteolysis. Gene Ontology annotation, molecular function: tripeptidyl-peptidase activity; serine-type endopeptidase activity.